CUUUAUUAAACCUCUCCCUCCUUCGACGUCAGCUUUUGGGAACUCGGGCAAGGGAAAGUUAAGAAAAAAAAAGUCUCUGUUGUCUAUGUAUGGAUGAAUACUGAACAGCUCGCGUACAUAAGAAAAGUAGCGCAGUCUAGUCCGAAAUGGCGAAUGCGUGGCAUCCACACUGAAAACCGGGAGCAGACGCUUUUAAAGAGACCGAGCAAACUUUUUUCCGUUUGGUUUCAUGGAAUUUUUUUCGCCUCUUAUCCCGACUGACAGAGCGAGACAGGAAAGCGAAAAGGAGUUUACCAGUGACCGUUUUCCAGGGAAAGAAAAUCAAUGAAGUGCGUGAACGAGGACAUUUUUCAGUCGGCUGGAUUUUAAAGCGCAACUGUGGGUGUGCUACCUAACGAGAAGUGUUUUAAAACUUGCUGAAAUGUCUACAAUGGCUAAGAAAUACGACUUCCUCUUUAAAUUACUGCUUAUUGGUGAUAGUGGUGUUGGCAAGACAUGUUUGAUCAUCCGUUUUGCGGAGGAUAAUUUUAAUUCAACGUACAUAUCAACUAUUGGUAUUGACUUCAAAGUAAAGACCAUAGAGGUUGAGGGGAAGAAAGUCAAACUGCAAGUCUGGGACACAGCAGGACAGGAGAGGUUUAAGACCAUCACUACUGCUUAUUAUAGAGGAGCCAUGGGCAUCAUCCUUGUGUAUGACAUUACUGAUGAAAAAUCAUUUGAGAAUAUUCAGAACUGGAUGAAGAGCAUCAAAGAAAAUGCAUCGUCUGGUGUAAGUCGAAUGUUACUUGGCAACAAGUGUGACAUCGAGACUAAAAGGAAGGUGUCAAAGGAGGUUGGUGAGAAGCUUGCAAAGGAACAUGAUAUUCGAUUCUUUGAGACUAGUGCAAAAUCGAGCAUCAACGUUGAUGAGUCUUUUGCCUCUUUUGCUCGUGACAUUUUGCUGAAGUCAAAUAAGAAACUGGGUCCUACAGGUCGAGAAGUUAAACUUAACAGCACAGAGAAAAAGUCAUCCAAAUGUCUUCUCCUUUAAACACCAUCAUCAAAAGGGCAGACUCACCACACACACUCUCUCACACACACACACACACACACACACACACACACACACACACACGUAGCACUGCGGUGUUAAUGCCAGAGAGUAAUUUGCAAAGUGAACAUGGAAUGCUAAUAGAAAGUGGUUUUAAAGAAUGAUUGAAAUUGCAGAGUGAAACAAAAUACUUGACAAAGGUAUGAAACAAAAAUAUAACUUUUUUUUUAUUUCUUGGUAGUUUGCACUACAAAACAAUAACAGUUCAGUUGACUAUGGUACAGUAGAGACAAAGUUGGUUUUCUUGCUCAGUGUUUUUCUCAAUUCAGCAUUAUUUCAAGUGUAGACCUUCUUGAAAUACACAAAAAUCUGCCCUUGUAGUCAAAAUGGAAUAGAGUACCAAUGUAUCUCCAUGCAUAGUUACAGGUGGAAAAAUAUUGCCAAUUUGAUGUCCAGUCAGCACUUUUGAAUUAUUUCAAAAUGGCUGACAAGUAGUUUGAAUGUUUGCUGCUAAAAAAAGGUGCAUAACAUACCUUUCGAAAGACUUUGACCUCUAAUUUUAGGAUGUUAAUUGGGAGGUAUGAGAAAAUAAUUAAUUGAUUAUGGAUUGCAAUAUUCACUUUGUGUUUCCACAGAAAUAUUAUGGUCAGAUAUAAUCUACAGAGUUUUGGUUUUGCAUCAUAAAAGUUGUAUUUUUUUCCCCCUUUUAUUCCCUCUUUUUUUAUGCUUUGCAACAGAAUAUUUUUUAUCUGAACUUGUAUUUUGAACUCCUUUUAAUAAAGUAAAUAAUUUUCACAUUGCAUUCUUUUCUAGUAAAUUUGCAUUAGAUUUAUAUAAUUUUUUUAACAUUUCGUCAGAUUUUAUUCUACGUUUAUGCGGUUUAUUUUGAUUAUUAGUUUAUUUUGAUCUAUUAGAAUUUUAAUAUGUGUAUAUAAUGUAUAUACAGUAAGAGAGAGAUUUUGUUUUUAUGAUUUUUUGUAUUUGGGGAUUUUUUUUGUAUUUUUUCAUAUAAGCUGUGAUUGUACAAUAGAGAAGAGUAUAAUGUUUUGACAUUUUGUGUAGCUUAUUUUGGUCUUUAGCACUUCUUUAAGUUACAUACAUUUUCUGCCUUUUUCAACCAGUAAUCACAUACUAUAAAAGAAUACUUCACUCAUUCACCUUAAUUUACAACACGGUAGGAAGCAGCGGCUGCAUUUCUGGCGAAUGUGAGAAAGUUCUACUUCAGCAGAAUUAUGUUCCAGUGUCAGAUAAUUUUCAAACGUCAGCAUUUAUAGUAACAAAGUAAAUCAUUCACUUGUUGCUCUGUGUUAUUGAAGAGAUGGUAAUAAAAUCUGCUCCAUUUUUUCUGA
Molecule: messenger RNA, 2379 nt
Organism: Xyrauchen texanus (razorback sucker)
Lineage: Eukaryota; Metazoa; Chordata; Actinopteri; Cypriniformes; Catostomidae
Product: ras-related protein Rab-13-like
Exons: 8
Coding region: 422-1030 (202 amino acids)
Biological process (GO): Golgi vesicle fusion to target membrane; regulation of exocytosis; cellular response to insulin stimulus
Cellular component (GO): endosome; plasma membrane; trans-Golgi network transport vesicle
Molecular function (GO): GTP binding; GTPase activity
Source: RefSeq, a predicted model, not a curated record